This is a messenger RNA of Schistosoma haematobium, 11511 nucleotides long. RefSeq names its product Bromodomain-containing protein 2 (gene BRD2). The transcript is spliced from 9 exons. Bases 628 to 1470 code for a protein of 280 amino acids. Gene Ontology annotation, cellular component: nucleus; chromatin. Gene Ontology annotation, biological process: regulation of DNA-templated transcription; chromatin remodeling. The record is from RefSeq and is a predicted model, not a curated record. NCBI's taxonomy places the organism in Eukaryota, Metazoa, Platyhelminthes, Trematoda, Strigeidida, Schistosomatidae.
UAUGUUUUGACACAUUUUCGUACUAAAAUUAAACUUUAAAACCUCUUGUUACCGCUAAGCUUCUAUGACCACGCUAUCAAAUUCAUUCUACAUCCAAGCUUCUGUAAGUCUUCAAAACCAACUAGCAAGAGUAAUUUGUGAAAUAGUAAAACGUCGAUGUAAAUAGUUGCAAAUGAUAGUGAUGCAGUUUAAAUCUUGUGUUUUUCUUUUGUUUUAGCCACCUGAUUUAAGUCCGGUCGGUUUACUUUCGUUUCGCCAUUGUUGGCUUUUGUGUGGAUUAUGUUUCUAGUUUUUAGUAUCGAUGCGAAAAUCAGCUAUCUGAUAUGUAACCUGCUGGAUACUUGUCAGAUUGAUAAUCUUAUUUACUUCAAUCAUCAUUGAUUCAAGUCUCUUUAGGUCGAUAUCUGUGCAGAAAUUCGCUUGUGUGAAGUUGACGCUAAUUUCGUUCACGUUCUCCUCUAUACUUCUUAGAUCUAAUAGUAAGUUCAGUGAAUUAUGAUUUUGCUUCCACUGACUGCAGUCCAUGUUUCUUUAAAACUCCACCUGAAGUCUCAAACGGGCAUAUUUUUGAAACCAUUGCAGUUAUUUUUUAUCCGACUUAUGGUUUACUAAAUUCUCGCCAAUGCAAUGAGCUCUGAAGCGAAUCUCGAUUCUUCUAAUUCCAUUAAAUCAGAACCUCAUGCUGCUAAGUCUCAUUCUUCAAAAAUUACUACCAACCAGCUGGAGUAUAUUAAAAAAGAAGUUGUUGGGCGACUAUUUAAAGAAAAGAUUGUAUGGCCGUUUACAAAACCAGUCGAUCACCAGCGGCUAAACCUUCCAGACUAUCCCAAAAUAAUAAAACACCCAAUGGACCUUGGGACGAUAAAACAGCGGCUAAAUUUAAAAUUUUAUCACUCCUCUUCAGAAUGUCUCGAUGAUCUUUUCACUAUGUUCCGAAAUUGUUAUAUAUUCAACAAGCCAGGUGAUGAUGUAGUUGCAAUGGCAAUGAAGCUUGAGCAGAUUGCUAGAGAACGCCUUAAAUUUAUGCCGACUCCUGAGACCGAAAUCUGUCCACAAAAAACCCCAAAGUCUAUCCGUCCUAUUGGCGCUCCUUUGCAGGUCCAUCCUGUCGAAACAAUUCAUACAGCUGCUUCAACCAACCAUACUGAAGGGUUAAAUGGCUCAGCUGUUUCUGUCGACCAGGCUACAUUACCUUUCAGGCCAUCAGUAACUUCUACAUCUACCAAAAAGGCUAGUAAAAAGAAAAGUGAUUCUACGAUAGACGAAUUGCCGUCGACUCCCCAAUCAUAUGAUGAUCUAUCUCGCGACCGCCGUCAAAUCAAAAAGCCCAAGCGUGAAUAUGAAGAACGUAAUGUUGGCAAACGAUUGCGACUUUCCGAAGCACUGAAAGCUUGCAGUAAUAUUCUGAAGGAUAUUUCCUCUCAGAGAUAUCGGGUAUGCGUUUGUAGCAUUUUGAGCUAUUAUUUAUAGGAUCUCAAUCAUUUUUUCUUAAAACCAGUGGAUGUCGUAGCCCUCGGGCUUCAUGAUUACUACGAUGUUGUCAAAAAAGCAAUGGAUCUCAGCACCAUAAAAACAAAAUUAGAAAGUGGUCAGUACCAUACCAAAUACGAUUUCGCAGACGAUGUUCGACUGAUGUUUAAUAAUUGUUAUAAGUAUAAUGGUGAAGAUAGCGAAGUUGCUAGAGUGGGGAAACAACUUCAAGCUAUUUUUGAUGAAAAUUUCGCCAAAGUUCCGGAUGAUGAGUCAGAUCCUGCUGCCUCCCCUGAUGGUCGUCCUGUUGAUCAGAAUAUGUAUCAGCUAAUUCAAAACGCCAUCAAAGAGCAUCAGAAGUUAACCAAUCAGUUUCAGCGUUUCAGCGAGGAUUUGCUGAAAAGCACAACUAACCUAAAUUCUAUCUUAUCAUCCUUAAGUAUGGCUGUCAGAAAAGCACCUAUUGGUCACAACACACCCCAUAUUAAUUCAUUACCCCCUACUCAAACUGGCCUUCCGACUGUUCCACGUCCUACUAUGAAUGAUAUAGAAGAUGUAAAUAUCACUAAGAGAGGCAGACAAUCUCAGUCGAAAACAAAAUACAGACAAUCAGGUCAGUUACAUCUUUGUUUUUUAUGGUAAACUUGUUAGCCUUUUAGUUUCAUAACUUUGUUGUAUCUUUUGCCUUUAAGCGAUCGUAGUCUCCUUAUUUUCGAAUCUUGCUUUACUAUCAGCUUAGGUAAUAGAGUAAUUUUAGAGCGACUCCUUAAUAGUUAAGACGUCUGACUUUGGGCUACUAUGUCCCAUGUUCAAAUCCCUCUCCAUUUACUUCAGUUUGGGCAACCGGGUUGUAUAAUUAUUCCUCAAGCUUAGAGUAUGGCUCAUACCCAAAUACCAGGUGACUGAGCUAAUGACAUUACUAUGUGGCUCACAUUUACAUUCUAAGUAUUGUUCUAUAAAGCUGUUAGUGGUCCUAACUAUUAAACUAACUAUAAACUGCCUCAUUUUCUCGUCAUUACAUACAAUUAUUCAUUGCGACCAGUCUGGUUUUUAUAUCAUGUUUUGUUCUGAGACAGAAUAUUAUAGUAAAUCGCUUUUUACAGUAAGUUUAGGGGAGUUUUUUGACAGUAUCAAUCGGAAAGUUGCAGUUCCGAAUUGACCUAAAUUUCUUCGGACUGGGAGUGAGUUAAAUAGCAUUGUUAUUCAGUUUCUACUCAGUCAGUCGUGUGCAAAGUCGAACUUGGCACAUGUGUGCAUCCAUUCAAGCUACUACAUUCAAUUAGCACAGCUAUUGUUAAACCAAAUACCACACAAGUGGAGGUAUUAACAGUAUCAGUAUUAACAAAAAAGAUGAGGCUCAAAUUAUUUAUCUAUUUGAACACAUAAACAUUGGUACAAGGGGGCACCACAUAUAUAUGUGCCACACAAUAACAAUGGGAAUGUGAAGAGAUAGAAAAUGUAAGGUGCGUACAAGAAAAAGGCGAACAAUAACGAACAGAAAUCAAUGUAUGAUAGUGAAAUAAUAAUAAUGGGAGAACCAGUUCGGAAAGCAAAGGUACAACCAGAAAGGAUUCUUCUAGUUAAAUAAAUUACGUCCAUUUUUAUGAAGAAAGUAAAUAAAAGUUACAGCAGGAUCGCCACUGCCUUCUAUUCUGAGUAAUAUCUGAUAACGUCUCUAGCCACUGUGUUGCACCAUCUCUAGGAUCCCAAACAUAGAGUCGUGAAUGACCAACAGAAGCCAGUCCUUUGCAGCUUUCUUUCAUACCACGACACCAUGUCAUGCACUGACCACCUCUCCGCUUCUUCCAACCAGUCCCAGAGUCGGUAAAUAAUACACGACGUGGAAUUCUCUGGGAAGACAUUCGGAGAACAUGUCCAAGCCACCGAAGUCGGUGUUUCAAGAUGGUGACACCAAUUGCAUUAUCGUCUCUGCGCCCGAACACAUGAUGCCGAACCUCUGCAUUACUGACAUGGUGUUGCCACUGGAUGUCAGCAAUCCUUCGGGGACAACGACGAUCAAACACAGUUGUCUAACAUCCUUAACUCGGAGAGGCCAGGUUUCACAAGCAUAGAGCAAAACUGCUCUCACCGACGCGUUGUAUACAGCCAGACUAACAUCACGAAGGCGCCAAAGAUUACCCAGAUUGGCACAAGCCUCUUUGGCUUUCACUAUAUGUGAAUUGAUCCGACUACACACGUCAUUACUGGCACUUAUGCAGCUACCCGGAUAUACAAACCUCUCGACUACUUCUAUGCGCUCAUUACCCAGGGUGAAUACAGGAUCAGGAUCCUGCCAGUCUUGUAAAAGUACUUUGCACUUCGAAGGUGCAAAGCACAUACCGUACCUACGGACAUUGAUUGCCAACUGAUUAAGUGUGGAUUGCAUGCCUUGGGCAUCAUCACACAGUAAGACAAUAUCGUCCGCAUACUCAAGGUCGAGAAGUCUUUCUCCAGCAACGGAUUCACACCGCCAUUACUUGCAUCCAUCAGAGCUGUUUCCAGAAUGUCAUAGAUGGAAAAGUUGAAGGGGAAUGAUGAGAUUGGGCAACCCUGUCUAACCCCACUGCUCGAGUGGGACAGAGGAGAGAGGUGGUUGUCGAUAGUGCUUUUAAGAUGUUAGUAAACUUGAGUAGAACAUCUCUGGUAGUGGUUGUAUGCACGUGGCCAUGUGAGAGCAUUUCGAGAGGAAGAGCUGACUCUCCACACUCGACCGUACCAGGGCAUUCGCAAAAAAAGAGACGUAACCUUCGUAAGUGAAAGAGUUUUCUGUGGCUGUACUUUUGCUAUUUGAACUGGCCCUCCACUUAUUAUUAUUUCACUAUCAUACACUAAUUACUGUUCAUUGUUGUACUUCUUUUUUCUUAUACGCACCUUACAUUCUUUAUAUCUUCACAUUCUCAUUAUUAUUGUGUGGUGAUAUAUAUAUAUAUAUAUAUAUAUAGUGCCCCAUUUGUACCAAAUAUUUAUGUGUUCAAAUAAAAUAAAUAAAUAAAUAGCAAAUGUGACGAGGAAUGGUGAGAUUGGGCAACCCUGUGUAACCCCAUUGCUUGAAUGGAACAUUGAAGAGAAGUGGUUGUGUGCCCUAACUCAAAAGAUAUGAUUCGAGAAAAAAGUUUGGAUUCAUGAAAUAAAAAGAAUUUUACAAAAUAAUCUGGAAACUUAGGGUUUAGGAGGAGACAAAGUGUGAAUGCACCUGUACCGUCGCAAAUAAUUCUAAGCCGUUUUAUUCAAAGUCUCUAACCACGGGUUAUGAUAAUCACUCUGACCCCAACCAGUUAUUCUUCGCCUAUCUACAUGGCUCAGUAAAACAGUCAAUAUCUUCAUGGACUGAUGCGAUGUCUUGGUUUGUUCAACCCUAGUUUGCAACCUACUCCAUUAGCCACUAUCGCACGUCGAGGUAGUCGGUCGAUGGGUAUACGUAAUAUCUGUCUUAACUGUCUCAGUCGACAAAGAUUCAAUUGAUUUCUCAUCUUUACCUAGCCUCCUACGUUUAACCAUUCAUACCUACCUAAGCAUUAGUAAUUUGGGAAGGAAAUUGUUCCGAUUCGAUAGUUAAGACAUUUUCCUGGAAAUUCCUGUUUGGCCAUAAUUAUUCAAAAAUGGACCGUUGUCUUGGAGUUAAAUAUGAUAUAUUGUUUACCAUAAGUGCAACAACUCAUCGAAUUAGGCAUAAUCAAUAACAUAUUUUAGAUUGUUUUUAAUUAUGAAGUCGACUUUGUUACAUGGAUCGAAAUCAUUGAUUAAUGUUCUUACAUAUAGUUCACAUUUUGAUAUUACUUGAAGAAAUGUGUCACUGUAAUAAAGAAGUAAAGAUAACUGAAAAGAAUCAUCCGUAGUACUCAAUAAAACGGUCAUCGCUUGUGUGUGCAGUGUCCUUGCAUUAAAAUCUAGAAGGAAUUUAACUAUUAACUUAUCGGUUUUUAACUGAUUUUAAUUUCGAAUAAAUUAUCUUCAUUCAUUUGCAGUAUAAUAGUGCCUCUAAUUCGGAUUUUUGUGUCAACACAAAUUAAAAUUACAAAGAUGAGAUGUUUGCCAAGUGAUUUCUAAGGGCCUAUCAUUUCCAACAAAUAAACAAGAAAAGUUUACGAUUAUCAAGGGGGUUAUUAUAGUAAGAAAUAUCGCUUUAUUCCUUAGUUGAUGAGACAAGUUUAGGGGAUUUAAUAAAUCACCUUUAUGACCCAAAGGAAAACAAACAACAAUAUCAACUUUUAGACUUCUUAAUUUUUUAUUAGAAGUUUAUUUUACUUCUCAAACUAAGCUUUUACCAUCUGGACGGUCAUAAUAUCAAUUAUAUCAGUCUCGACUACUGAAUUGUUAAAUACAAAGAUGUACUUGCUAUACCAUGUUGGAAUACUUAUUAAAUAAAUCGCCAUAUCACGUCACUUGACGUUCUAUCAAAAAUUAAUGGACAAAAAACGUACCCACCAUCAGUGAAAUUUGUUUAAUCAUGUCCACAUUACUUCUAGUUAAAUGAUGUUAAGAUAACUUCCAAUGGUUUGCUGAAGAUAUAACCAACAAAAACGAUCAGAAGUUGAGAACAUUCAAUUUUCAUUUCUUUAGGCUAACAACAAUCAUUUAGCUCACACCUAGUCUAAUUUAUGCCGUGCAGUUGCUGAAAGAGUUGGAUUUCAAUCUAGAAAAGUGGAUCGUUAACUCGUCACUUGCAAAAUGUUUAUCUAGAGUUUGCCCACUAAAAUCACUUUGAUUACUGGUUGGGCACUCAAUAAUGGUCUGGUAUUCUGAAUGGACCUUGAGGGAAGAUAAAAUAAGAUCAUAGUUUUUCCAAUAUUACUGAGUGAUUGUAAAAUCAACUGACAGCUGAAUGUUAAGUUUUGGUGUUGGAUUUAGGUAUUUAGUGCUACAAAGGGUGUUUAGCAUAACCCAUCAAAUCAUCUGUUCAGUUUCUUCCUCAUCUAGUAGAUGUUAAUUUCAGUUAGAAACUAGGAUAACUGUACAUCGGUCCACGUUGCUUCAUCACACCAACGCAGCAAUAUGAAAUUAUCAAAUUAUUAAUAUAGUAGAAUUACUAGCAGUAUCUGUUAUAGUAAAAUGGGUUUGGCAGAGAUAAUGACUUAACAAGAAACGAAUAAAUUCGCGGAAUAAAAGAAAUAAAAUUAAUUUUGAAACUCAGGAUACAAAGGAAAAGUAUAAGUAAAUUCAUUUUCGGUACCGCUAAGGAUUCCGAAUCAUGUCAUCCAAAGUUUUUAACGAUUAGUCACGGUAAUCACACGGACUGUGACAUGGUAGUUUGGAAUGAUCCCUUGUUUUAGUUUGGACACACCUGGUUUUCUUCCCAUCUAAUAUUGCCCCAUCCAACACCAGGGGUAAAGGUCGGGGUUGGUUUGUCAUACUUGAUGGAUGUUCUGACUACCACUUAGUUAAUGAAGAUUGGCAGCCUCAUCAACGGAAUAGCUUAGUACUCUGCUUCUAAUCUCGGUUUUGUUCAUUCUGUAGCCCCGACACAAAAACAUUCCUUUGAGGUCAUCUAUGAUCUUGCGCCAGUAACUUUCCGAUGUCGUCUGAUCUUAAAGGUAACGCUUCCCAAUUGUAUGUUAAAACAGAGCAAUCUGCUGCACCGUAUACCUGCUCCUUGAUCGCCAGAUGUAUGUCUCACCCACGCAGAAAUUUGUACAAGCUCCGGUUGUCCAGUGAAGUACUAGUUAAGUUGCCAAAAUUAUUUGGGUCAAAGCAAACCUGUGGCUUCAUCUCAACCCAUCUGUUUAAUAAUUCAAUUGAAUGUAAAAAUACUCAUAAUCACAACUGUAAUCAUUGUCUAACAAAGUAAUUAAAUGUCAACUAGAGAAUAACUUAUUGUCACAACUACCACAUAUUCUAUGUUGCUAUGUACGUUAAAGUUCUUGCAUUCACUCGUAUGUUAUGCAUUUCAAGAUAGGGUAUUCAACUUCCAUCGUUUUAUUUACACAGGACUAUCUGCUGCAGCACCCGUUCUAAAUACACCAUGUGUUCCGGUUAGUAGUAGCACAGUAAAUAUGAGUUCUACACAUUCCCAACCUAUACCUGUUCCUGGAUAUGCUACAGAUGAGGAGAUGUCCGAAAACAAUGUUCGUCCAAUGACUUACGAUGAGAAACGUCAAUUAAGUUUAGAUAUUAAUAAGCUUCCUGGUGAAAAAUUAGGUAGAGUUGUCCAAAUCAUCCAGCAACGUGAACCGUCGCACCGUGAUUGUAAUCCAGACGAAAUCGAAAUUGAUUUCGAAACGCUGCAACACACAACUUUGCGUGAAUUAGAGAAGUAUGUAAAAUCUGUUCUGCAAAAGACAAAAUCCGGGAGCCGGAAAUAUGUGAAGAAGGGGUUAAGUGGCGUCCCACCAGGCAAGACUCGUGAAGAAUGCAUGAAAGAAAAAACGGAAGAGCUGGAAAAUCGAUUGAGAGAGAUUGGAGGACUUCCUCAAGGUGCUCCUGGAUACCAUAAUGCACAUAAUCCGAAAAAGUCACAUGGUACUAAUCGUUUGAGCGCAUCAUCAUCCAGUUCAAGUGAUUCCGAGAGUACUUCAGACUCAAGUGAAUCUGAUUCUUCAGAUUCUAAAUCUUAUAGUGAGUCCUGAUGAAUUGCUACAUUUGCAACUUAUUCCCAGUAAUUGAAUGCUGCAUUCUUUAUUGUCAUCCAGUAUUCCUUCUUUUUCUAAACAACUUUACCACAGUAUGGUUUCAUUUUGUAAUUUCUUUAAAUCCUUAUUUACUCAACGUAUAUCAUUCUUUUUUUUAAACUUACACACACCUUUUUACUGCCAGCCACUGUGCUAACAUCAAGUCAAGAAUUUCACUUUUUUACAAACUGAAGUCGUAAGAUUCCAAUCAAGCACCAAAUAAUUCAGUACUUGAUUUUUUCGCCUCAGUGGCUUUCCUAUUCUUUGUACAUCAAUUCUUGGUUUCUUCUUAUACACCACUAUGUCUCCAACACAUGGCGUUGUUUUCAUGAGAAAUAUGUACCUAAUUCUCUUUUAAUUGUUUGUGGUCCUGUGUAUAAAAAGAUCAUUGAAUGCAUUUUUGUACAGUACUUAGCAUGUAAUUUUCAUUUGAUAAAUUAUCUGCUACUAAAGUGAGAGUCUUCUUGAUGUUAGCACAUUGGGUGGUAGUUUAGGUUGAUUUAAUUAUAUCUUAAGGCCUGCCUUCCUGGUGUUCUUGCUAUAAUUUCAGAAGCAGCUUCAGACCAAAAACAGUCGCAUGACCAGGUAUCUUCAACUGGCCUACAGAGUUGUUCUAAAUCGACUGUUUUUUUAUCCCCGAACUCAGGUGCUGUGACAAAUAAGACAUCGAUCAAUCAACCACCGACAUUUUCUGCACUUAACUCUGUUGCAAGUGAUCAUUGUAAUGAUGAUGUCGUUUAUGAAAAAUGUAUUGAACCAAAGACUGAACAAAAUGAAUCUUCAGAUACGGAAUCUGAACCAAACUCCCCUCACCAGCUACCUCAACCCGUGUGGGCCAUCUCAGGGUUUUCCAAAAAGCCAUCUUCUGAAGAUGGUACGUUAGGCAAACCCCUUUUUACAAGUAGCUGCACAGCUACAUCAGCUUCUGAGGUUUCUUCAACAGUUGUGGCUGCUAGAUUGGUUAAUGUAUUACCCGAUCCUGUUGAAGCAAACGACAUUUUGCUACCUAACUCUCAGCCCGGUAGAAACGAGGAAAAAGAAAAACAGGCCGCGGCUCUUCAAAUAAUGCGCGAAGCUCGCAGACAAUCUCAAUGGAGUUCUCGCGCGGCUGAAGAGAAGGCUAUUCGUGAACGCGAGGAGGCUGACAGACGACGUCAGGAAGAAGAACUUGCUUUAGAAGCUGAAAGGAGGAAAGAACAGGAAUUGCGCCGUAUUGAGGAGGAGAAGCGCCUUCUUGUUGAAGCUCGAAAGCGUGAUGACAUUGCAAAGCGUAAGGCUAUGAUCGGUGCACCAGAACGUAUAAAUGCUCAUGAAUUACUGACGGAAUUCGAGAAUUCAGUUGAUAUAUCUUGCAUUGAUGCAUGUUUUGCCAUGCGUCACUUCUAAAUCAAUGCUGUAUCAUCUACAAGAAUGUAUUUUUCCAUCAUACCUCAUUUUCCGAAGCGUAAAAUAAUUUUUUUCUAGUUAAUAAUAAAUUCACAGGAACUUCUAAUAACUAGUGUUUAUUCACUUUUUCAAGUUCUUUUGACUAAAUGGACGUGACGUUUUCUCUUUGUAAAUGUACAUAACCAGUUAGAUUUUUCAUUUUUGUCUUGAUUAAGAAUUAAUUUCUUCUGGUCAUUUGAUAUACUAACAUUUUUUGUGCAUUCUGGAGGGGAAAAUUGUUACUAGUCGAUUUUAUUAUGAAAUGUACGAACUGGAAAAGUUAUCAACCAUGUUGCUAAAUAUAGAAAUUGAACUAGGACUGACCAAUUUGGAAUACUUUUUUAUCUAACUAAAUGAAAGGAGCUUGGUUGUAUUUUUUCUUGUUUCAAUGGAGUUAUUUAUGUUGAUGGUGUUAUUCAGGUUUGUUUCACCGUUGAUAUGGUUCUAUUGUUCAGAUUGUUAACUAGAUAUAAUGUAGUCUCCGAAAACUAGUUGUGUUUCUUCAGAAUUAACAGUUUAGGUAACAAAACGAUCUGCAAAUUAACGUGAAAUCCGCUGGCAAGUGUGGUAGAGAUGUGCUAUUAUCAUAAUGAUGUCUCAAGUACAUUGAAGCAUUGAGUUAGAUGACGUUCUAUUAUCGUAAUAUUAGCAUUGGCCGUACUUCCGAUUGUGUCUUUAACAUCUUAGCACCGAACGAUACAAUACGAAACAAGUAAAGAACUUGAAUGAAUAAAUGAUUGAGAAUGGCAUUAAUAAUAUCAAUAUCGUACAAACACGAAAGCCGGGUACGGUCACUACUAAAAUGAUGUAACCAUCUUCAAAGUUGCGUUAUGGUCUCAACAAUUGCCUACGUAAACACGGCCUAAUGAUUUAUGUCAAUUGAACUGAUAUAUUGAAUCCUAUUGUCUAAGGUAUUUUAUGCCAAAAAGCUGUAUAGCCUUAAUCACAAUAGACAUUUGUUUAAAGAAGCACUUCUACAUCAGAACUGGUUUGUAUGGAUCGGAAUGAUGGAUUCUCAAGAAGAAUAACACAACAAAGAUAAGUGAUCGAAAAAGUCAGUUUUCACUGUCACUGCGUUUAGAGCCUUACUAUUUUCACCAAGUAUAACAUGAUAUGAAUCUCAAACAGAAAUUAUGACUGAUGUGGUGUUUACCUAACAUAAGAGUAAUUCAAAGAUGUAAAUACAUACAGAUCAUACGUCUCUAUAUCGGUGAUUUCCUCAAGAAUAAAUAAUUGACAGAUCAACACAUCUACAUAUCUAAUCUUUGGACGAAAUAAUAUACUUCCUGGCGAUGGGCUUAUUUGUACUAGGAUCAAGCUUUCUUAUCUCAAGUAAUGGUUUUGUUGUGACAGCUUAAAUCAAUGAAUACAAAUAUUAGAUAGAAGGAAUGGGCUGAACUGUGUUCUCAGGGAACUUUCCAUAGAUUCCAACCAAAUAAUUCCCACUAGCCGAUUGAAUAAACGUUGUAGGAAAAUAAAUACUUAUAUACUAACAGUUCGACUAGAACAGUAUGUUUGCGUUACUUAUGUAAUUAACAGAUGAAUAGAUUCAAGAUGAUCAUAGUGUAAUGAAUAAUUCUUCACUUUACUCUUAUGAUUCUUAAGUGUCAUUGAGAAGGCUAUAUAUGAAUUUUGAUUCUUGUUCAUCGAUUCUGUGUAAUAACAUUAAUAGCCUGGUAGUUCUGAUUGACGUUUUCUAGAAAUUGUGAUUAGAAUCUUGAAUAAUACAUCAGAACUUUAUUCACCAUUCACACGCUUUCUUUAAUCUCAAUAGUCAAUAGCCUUAUAAAUUUACUAAAUAAUAUUUUCGCAAUUAGCAGCUGAUUUAGUGUGGUGUUUGUAUGAACUAACGAUUCAUUUGUACUUGUUGAAUGCUUGAUUUCGAAUUCCAAAUACAGUACAUUCGUUUGUGGAUAUCUAGUACUUCUUGAUCCAAUUGCGUUAUGUCUGGGAUUCUUAGUCUGUACUAUAAUUCAAAUACUCCUAAUUAUCACAUUUAGCUAUCUUGAAC